AUGUCGACAUGCAGGUUACUCGCUCGCCAAUGGCCUCGUUGCCUUCGCCGCUCCGUACCAUGGAUCCCUCGGUCAUCGUCAAAUCGGCUGGUCUCUCCUCAACUUCCGGCCCUUCGCCGUUCCUACGCUUCGUCCAUCUCCGCCGCGGAGCUUAAAUUCGGACAACCAUUACACGAGACGCACCCCCAUUUACUGAAUCCCGGAGAAUUGACGCCCGGAAUUACCGCUCUCGAAUACGCCCACCGUCGAUCACGACUUGCGAACAAGCUCCCCAAAUACUCAAUUGCCGUCCUAGCUGCCAACGAAGUCACAUAUCGCGCGUCGGGCAUCUUCAAUGAGUACCGACAGGACUCAAACUUCUUCUAUCUUACGGGAUUCAACGAACCCAAUGCGCUUGCGAUUAUCGCAAACGACGGCUCUGGCGACAACCACCUUUUCCAUCUCUAUGUUCGGGAGAAAGACGCCAAGGCCGAGCUUUGGGAUGGGGCUCGCUCUGGGACGCAGGCUGCGACCGACGUUUUCAAUGCCGACGAAACCGGUGACAUAGAGCGCAUCGGGGAUCUACUCCCCCGCAUCAUCUCAGACGCCACGGAGAUCUAUACGGAUAUUCCCGCUUUCAACCCCGGCCGAUCAUCCCUACAUCGUUAUCUAUACGGACCUACAGGCGCCUCGGAGCAACUCAAAAAGAUUGUCGACUACCGGAAAGUCAAGCCUUUGCGCCCGAUCCUCAACGAGAUGAGAGUAUUCAAGAGCGAGGACGAAGUUGUACAAAUGCGGGCAGUUGGACAAGCUUCCGGAAGAGCUUUCACCGAAUCCAUGAGGCACACAUUCUCCAAGGAGAAGGACCUUACAUCGUUCCUGGAAUACAAUUUCAAGAUCAACGGUUGUGAUAACAGCGCGUUCGUUCCCGUGGUCGCGGGCGGCUCGAAUGCUUUGAGUAUUCAUUAUACAAGAAACGACGACGUCUUGAAUGACGGCGAUAUGGUGCUGGUGGAUGGAGGUGGUGAAGGAGGUACUUAUAUUUCCGACAUCACGCGGACGUGGCCGGUCAACGGAAAGUUCUCGGAUCCUCAGCGUGAUCUGUACAAUGCGGUGUUGAAUGUGCACCGCAGCUGUGUCUCUCUCUGUCGCGAGGACGCAGGCCUCUCCCUGGACCGAUUGCAUACCGUCGCGGAAAAUGGUCUGAAAGAUCAACUGCAGCAGCUGGGCUUUGACGUCUCGGGAAAUGCCAUGGGUACCCUCUUUCCUCACCACCUUGGCCACUAUAUCGGACUGGACGUGCACGACUGCCCCGGAUAUCCAAGAGGAUACAACCUGAAGGCGGGCCAAUGCAUCACCGUGGAACCCGGUAUCUACGUUCCCGACGACGAGCGAUGGCCGGAGAAGUUCCGGGGAAUUGGAAUCCGUAUUGAGGACAGCGUCUGCGUGGGAGAUGACAGCCCGAUCGUGCUGACCACUGAAGCCGUCAAGGAGGUCGACGACAUCGAGGCACUUCGGGACUAG
This is a messenger RNA of Aspergillus melleus, 1503 nucleotides long. RefSeq names its product aminopeptidase P family protein (gene ICP55). Gene Ontology annotation, molecular function: manganese ion binding; metalloaminopeptidase activity. NCBI's taxonomy places the organism in Eukaryota, Fungi, Ascomycota, Eurotiomycetes, Eurotiales, Aspergillaceae. The record is from RefSeq and is a predicted model, not a curated record. Bases 1 to 1503 code for a protein of 500 amino acids. Gene Ontology annotation, cellular component: mitochondrion. The transcript has 7 exons.